Messenger RNA from Cloeon dipterum, 1730 nucleotides. It is a transcript of the gene sro, whose product is annotated as SDR family oxidoreductase shroud. The record is from RefSeq and is a predicted model, not a curated record. Gene Ontology annotation, biological process: steroid metabolic process. Gene Ontology annotation, cellular component: intracellular membrane-bounded organelle. Bases 343 to 1620 code for a protein of 425 amino acids. Gene Ontology annotation, molecular function: oxidoreductase activity. The transcript has 5 exons. NCBI's taxonomy places the organism in Eukaryota, Metazoa, Arthropoda, Insecta, Ephemeroptera, Baetidae.
GCUUUAACAUUUUAAAAUUGAAAAGCAAUGAAAAUGCGCAGGUAAGAGAGGGAGAGACGUGCAGCCGAAAUAGCGUAGCGCGCACUCACUUGAGGAGACGCUCUCAUCGGUCAGACCAACUCCGACCUUGACAGCAGAUGAUUCUUGUGCAGAGGCCGAACGAGCCCUCGUGAGCCUAAUUCGCUCCCAUUAUUUAUUUAUAACGCAAUUAAUCGGGCCUGCACACAGCGAAGAGCCUGGCGUGACGGCGUAUCAGAACAAAAACGCAAUUGAGAGGUGGUAUGGACUAAAUAACAUUUUGCAACCGGCGACUGUGCUCAGUCGCAUCCGACUCAUACAACAAUGUGGGCCUAUUUCUUUACUCCUGUAGUAGAGGAAAAGCCACUGCUUGCGAUAAUGCCUACCAGCGGCGGCGGCGGCAACGUUUUCACCUGGUUCUACAAGGAAGUGGCGGACGCGGUCAGUAAAAGCACCACCGUGGUCGCCCUCUACAGGACCUAUCUCGAGUGGGUGCCCUUCAGCGGAGGCCGAGGCAUUGACACCACCGGCCAGAUCAUCGUGGCCGCCGUCUCCGGCGCGGCCGUGACCGCCGUCAUCUGCAUUCGCUGGCUGCAGAUGCACAAAGGCGACUAUCGACAUCUCAAGGACAAACUGGGCCACUUGGCAGUGUUUAUAUCAGGCUGCGACUCGGGCCUGGGAUAUUCGCUGGCCGUGCACUGCCAUGACAAACUUAAAAUGACUGUUUUCGCUGGAUGCUUCAAGCUUGAUGGCGACGGUGCGUUCAGACUGGGCCAAAGGGGCUCCACCAGAAUGCACAUCAUUCCUCUAGAUGUAACCAAGGUGGAAAGCGUUGAGAAGGCCAAGGAAGAAGUCAGCAAGCUCAUUCAUAGCAAGAAUUUAGAACUGACGGCAUUGGUGAACAAUGCUGGUGUGAUGGUAUUUGGUGAAUUCGACUGGCUGACUGAGAAACUGAUAAGGAAUCAGGUUGAGGUUAAUUUACUCGGCACAAUGAGACUGACACGAGCUUUCAUUCCCCUUCUAAGACAAUAUCAUGGUCGAAUCAUCACAAUCAGCAGCCACUGCGCUUUAGCAACCCUGCCAGGCUUGUCGGUUUAUGGCGCAACUAAAACCGCUCUACGAGCCUGGAGUGACGGCCUCAGAUUGGAGCUGAUCAAAUUCAACAUGCCAGUUAUUACAAUCAUUCCAGGAUCAUUCUCAACGCAGAGCAAUAUACUCGCAAUGCAAGGCUUCCACGCCAAGGAAAUGGAGCAGUCAAUGUCGCAGGAAUACAAGGAUCUUUACGGCGAAUACUUCCAGCGCUACAACGGCUACCUGAGUGCGCUUUUCAAAGACAGAGGGCCGAUCGUGCUAACGGACAAGGUGCUCUAUCGCAAAUUCAACCACGCCCUACUUUCCACUUGCCCCAGCGUCAACUACAUCGUGUCUCCCCUGCGCUACACCAUUUAUCAUGCACUUUUUAAAAUUUCGCCGGUCAAGGUCAGAGACUGGCUAGUGCACCGUUUUGUCUCAAUGCCAGAGUGGAAGCAGCAAAGAGUUCGCGAGGAUAGCAGACCAGAAAUCGUGUUGGCCCAACCAGACGAAAAAAUGUUUGAUAAUUAAAGUUAUAAUUGAUAUUCAAAUGAUCUGUGUAUAUUCUAGUUUUAAAAGAGAUUUAAUUUGAUUCAUAUAAAUAUUUCAAACAUGCAAUAAAUCAUAACAUCACCGGCAAA